AUGGCUCAAAACAGUCAGAGCAUUUUGAAAUCCAUCAAGAAAAACCAGGAGUCUUUGGUCGACCAAAUCGUGGCCAAGCUAUCAGGUUUACAACAAGCUAGUGCAGUAGGGGGGAAGUCCCUCCGAGGGGGUAACUAUGUCACCAACUCCACAGUGUCACCUUACCCAAUGGAUCCAAUAAAGCCCCCGUAUCCGAGAUGGUAUGACGAAAACGCUCACUGCGAAUAUCAUGGUGGUGUGCAAGGGCAUUCGAUCGAAGGUUGUCUCGCAUUCAAGAGGCUUGUACAGCGAAUGCAGAACAAAAAUUGGAUCACUUUCGACACGCCGAACGUCUCCCAGAAUCCCUUGCCUAAUCACCCGGAGACCGGAAUUAAUGCAAUCACCACCGAAAACGGCAGGAGAAUCAAAACCAAUGUUUCAGAAGUCAAAGCUCCUUUGGCUUGGAGGCUGCCAAUAGAUACCUCUCAUAUGAGAGCUUGUCAGAACGUGUUUCGAGCAUUUGACGGGACCAAGAGAGAGGUAGUUGGCAAGAUUGAGGUGUCGUUGACCAUCGAACCUGCCACCUAUGAUAUCGAGUUUCUGAAGGAAGAACGCUUCCUAGACCCCGGCUUUCCAAGUGUACCAGAAUGGAGAUCAUGCAAACAUUGGGACAAGGUGCCAAAACUGAAAGAGGGUUUGGGAAAUUUCUGCAAGGAAGGAUUGAUCCAGUCAUUCCUAUUUCAAAUCCAGACCGAUUUAGAAGCGGCUUUGGAAGAUUUGAGCAUCAAUGCCGUAACCACUGGAAAUGCUGACAACGAGGAUAGAUUUGGGAUGUGCCCUCUGCCACCUGGAUGCACUUUUAAGAGUGUUCCUCUCAUUAUUACAGCUAUCUAUGCCAGUAAUGAUGGUGUAACUAGAAGACAACUCUGGCAACAACUACGUGACAUGGAAGCAUAUUUCGGUUCUUUACCUUGGAUAUUAGGAGGAGAUUACAACGCUAUCUUGCAUUCGAAGGAAAGUUCAGAUUAUGAGCACACUGGUCCAAUAUUAACUCCAUACAUGAAGGACUUCCAAGAUUUCACUCAUGAUCUUCUUCUCCAAGACCACCAUUUCUUUGGUCCUUCAUUCACAUGGAGCAACAAACAACAACAAUCUUUUCUUGCAAAGAAGCUUGAUAGGGUGCUUAUCAAUUCCACAUGGGUAAAUACUUUUCAUAACUCAUUUGUGGAAUUCCUUGCACUAGGCGUAUCUGAUCAUUGUAUGGCUCUGGUUUGGAUCAACAGGGAGGUUCAAGCAAAUCGACCUAAACCAUUCAAAUUUUUCAACUUCUGGACUCUUCAUCCUAAUUUCUUAAAUGAAGUUCGACAGUCAUGGCAACCACCUAUUCAAGGAAAUCUGAUGAAGGUUCUUUUCCUCAAGCUUAAACGUCUAAAAACAAGCCUCAAGACCCUGAACAAAGAAUAUUACAGUGAUCUUUCUGCUCGAGUACGUCAAAAGCAAAGUGAUCUGGAACAACUGCAACUAUCUACUCUACGAGGACGGGACACUAUUGCAAAAGAGUUGAUGCUACAGAAUGAGCUUUUAUCUCUUGAAGAAGCAGAGCGUAUGUACUUGAAACAAAAGGCCAAAGUGAAAUGGUUAAAAGAAAGGGACAAAUGCACAAAAUUCUUUCAUUCCAUUAUCUCCGGCACAGAAGACUCCGGUGUUAGAAAUUGUGCGCCUAAUCUUUUGAAGGAUCUGCUGCAAUUUAAUUUGCCUUCAGAUGUUUCUUCUAACCUUGUCAAGGAGGUAACAGACGAAGAGAUCCAGAAAGCAAUUUUCAUCCAAGGGAAUGACAAAGCACCCGGUCCUAAUGGAUUCACACCAUAUUUUUUCAAAAAAUCAUGGUCAGUGGUUGGCAAGGACGUUGUAAAUGCUAUUAAAUACUUCUUCCAAGAGACUUUCAUCCUUCCAGCUUUCAAUGCUACAACCAUUGAUUUGAUUCCAAAUGUUCCUAAUCCCAAUAAGGUUAGAGACUUUCGGCCAAUUUCCUGUUGCUCUGUUAUUUACAAGACAAUUACAAAGAUUUUAGUCAAAAGGUUGACUACACUACUUCCAGAAAUAAUCUCCCUCAACCAAUCGACUUUUGUAAAAGGAAGAAAUAUUGUUGACAACACUCUCCUUGCUCAAGAAUUGGUGAGAGAAUAUGGAAGGAAAGUUAUCUCUCCUAGAUGUGCCUUGAAAGUUGACUUACAAAAGGAUUUUGACACCCUACACUGGGUUUUCAUUUCUGCAAUGCUUAAUGCACUACAGCUCCCUAAUACUUUCAUUGGAUGGAUUGAAACCUGCUUUAAAGAAGCAAGAUACUCCAUCUCUUUCGAUGGAAGCUUGAUUGGCUUCUUCAAGGGUGCAAGGGGAAUAAGACAAGGUGACCCUCUAUCUCCUAUCUUAUUCGUUCUUGCAAUGAAUGUGCUCUCUAGAAUUCUAAACAUUGCAGCAACUAAAGGCUUGUUCGCAUACCACCCAAAAUGUAAGAAGAUUGGCCUCACUCACCUCUCUUUUACAGACGACCUACUUAUCUUCUGUAAAAGAAAUAUUGAAUCUGUUUCCGGAGUCAUCAGCGCCCUUGACCAAUUCUACGAAAUGUCUGGUCUUAAACUUAAUGCUACCAAAUGCGAACUUUAUACUGCUGGAAUCUCUUUCAGAAAUCUUGAACAUAUUUUACAUUCCACAGGAUUCAAACAUGACAAUUUGCCAGUAAGAUACCUAGGGGUUCCUUUAGUCACAAGGAAACUCACUGAAAAAGGCUGUGUGGUUCUUCUUGAAAAGAUCAAAUCCAAGCUCCAUCACUGGUCGGGAACACACUUGAGCUACGCUGACAGACUUGAACUUAUCAGAGUUAUUCUCUUCAGUAUUGCAAACUUCUGGUGCAGGCAGUUAAUUCUACCACAAGCCAUUGUUAAUAGGAUUGAACAACUUUGCUCUAGAUUUUUCUGGAAAGGUGCGGAUGAAGCCGCUACUAGAGCCAGAGUCAGUUGGCAGAAAAUCUGCCAAACGAAAUAUGAAAGAGGACUCGGACUAAAAGAUACAAAAACAUGGAACAAAGCAUGUAUGAUACAACUCAUCAGGAACAUCCUUGCGGGAGAGGGAUCUUUUUGGGUAGCUUGGAUCAAAAGCUAUGUUAUUAAAGGUGCAGACAUCCUGUUAGUCGAUGACAUAGCAAACUCCAGCUGGUGUAUCAGGCGCUUACUUAAACUAAGGGCAACUGCAAUCCCUGUUUUAUCUACAGGAGCUACGAAGACAAAAGAUUUCUGGAAAGAAUUACGGGUAAAAGGAGAUAAAGUCUCAUGGCACAAAUUGAUAUGGUUUCCUCUACACGUCCCCAAACACAUCAUUAUAACAUGGAUGACUCUCCUGGAUAGACUCCCAACUAGGGAAAGGCUCCGAAGAAUGGGAAUCGUUACUGAUGUUUCCUGCAUAAUUUGCAAUGAUGCACAAGAGACUAGGGACCACCUAUUCAGUGAAUGUCCUAUGGUAGUUUCCUUAUGGAAGGCCAUUUUGAACCUCUCGGGCUUAAGCAACACUAAUUUACCUUGGAUGAGCAUGAUAGACUGGGCCAAUGGUGCUUGGAAAGACUAUUAA
Hibiscus syriacus is the source of this 3600-nucleotide messenger RNA. RefSeq lists its product as uncharacterized. The record is from RefSeq and is a predicted model, not a curated record. NCBI's taxonomy places the organism in Eukaryota, Viridiplantae, Streptophyta, Magnoliopsida, Malvales, Malvaceae. Gene Ontology annotation, molecular function: catalytic activity. The transcript is spliced from 8 exons. Bases 1 to 3600 code for a protein of 1199 amino acids.